This is a messenger RNA of Hydractinia symbiolongicarpus, 2053 nucleotides long. Its product is annotated as polycomb group protein Psc-like. Bases 157 to 1845 code for a protein of 562 amino acids. Gene Ontology annotation, biological process: regulation of transcription by RNA polymerase II. Gene Ontology annotation, cellular component: PRC1 complex. Lineage: Eukaryota; Metazoa; Cnidaria; Hydrozoa; Anthoathecata; Hydractiniidae. The transcript is spliced from 10 exons. The record is from RefSeq and is a predicted model, not a curated record.
CACAUCCGUUUUACCUCACAAAUCAACUUUUUUGUCUUCUGAACCUCAUGCAUGAAGAAAGAAUAUUAAAUUUUGCAUAAGGUAAAAUAUAUUUACGGCUCGUGUUACACUUACUAGAAAAUAAAAAACUAAGAAAAGAUUUAUACAGCGGAUGUUAUGGAGCCCCUUAUGAAAAAAAUCAAAAUUCGUUCGCUGAAUCCGCAUCUUGUGUGUUUGCUAUGUGCAGGCUACUUUGUGGACACAACAACUAUCGUGGAAUGUUUACACACGUUUUGCAAGAGUUGUAUCGUCCGGUACUUACAGACUCGAAAACAUUGUCCAGCUUGCGGUAUACUUAUACACGAAACGGAACCUCUUUCAAAGCUAAAACUGGACCGAACCAUGCAAGAUGUCGUAGCAAAACUUCUUCCACAUGUAGUCGAAGAUGAAAGAAAAAGAGAAGCAGAGUUCUACGCGAAAAUUAACAAUGUAAAAUUAAAAGAUAAACGAAAGGUUGUUGCUGCGAAGCCGGAUUAUGAUUUCUCAAACUUUUCAAAUUCGCAUCGUUAUGAUAACCAAAUAAAUAUAUGCUUGGAGUUGGAUAAAAAAUAUACAAAUAUUGGUGAAAUUGAGUUAAGUCCAUUACACGACAAAUACGUGCUUUGUUCAUCUCGAGCACAAAUUAUUCAUUUGAAAAAAAUUAUUCAAAGAUUUUAUGAACAAUUACAGACUACACACCAGUUGUUUCUAACUUGCGACGGAGUUUUUUUGAAUAGCGAUGAAAAUCUGCGACAAGUUUUUAUUAUUCACUGGAAGAGAAAGCCUCAACCGAUGAUACUUCACUAUAGCUUUAGAAGAAAUUCUUUAAAUGCAGAGGAUAUUGUUAGGAGCUUGCUGCAGAGUAUGGUUCAAGAUAUUGUGAAAUCUGAAAAUGAUACUGCUUUGAACUGGCAGAAGGAGAAGCAAGAACACAUUUCAAAUUCACAAAUUAAAUCUACUGUAAGGUAUAUGCCAGAGCAACAACUAGAUGACAAUGUUAGUACACAGAAGGAACAAACACAAACGAUAGAUGUCAGUGAGAUUAAUAUCUGGCAGAAACCAAGCCUAGUGGAAAGUGAUAUCCGGCAGGAACCAAUCCCAGAUGUAAAUGAUGGCCGGCAGAAGCCAGUUCCGGAUAGAAAUGACAUCAGGCCACAAAAGAAACAAGCUCCACAUAAAAAUGAUGUUAAUAUCCAGCAGGAAUCAGCCCCAGAUGGAAUUUAUAUUAAUACUCAGAAAAAAACAGCUCCGGAUGAAAAUGAUAUUAACACCCAGCAGAAGCCAGCCCCGAAUGCAAAUGACAAUAAAACGGAAAAGAAACAAAGGAUAGAUAACACACAUAAAGAACCCUCUCUAGAUAUAGCUAAAUCGAAACAACAAGAUGAAGACAUUAAAAUUGAAUCACGAGCAGUCAUUUCAGAGAUUAAUUUAACGGCAGAAUCAUUCGGAAUGAGGGUAAUAUUACCUACUUUGAGUGCUUCAAAUAAAAAACUGCUAAAGCAAAGCCGAAACAGUCAAAGUGUUGAUACAUGUUCACUAAACAGUUGUAACACUAAAGUUGCAAGUAUAGAAUGUGAGAAACAGAAAGUCCCACCAUCAAGUCGGUUAAAUAGUGUGAACAGUGAUACACCUGGACGUUUGAUGCAAGAAGGCCACAGUUCAAUUGAUAUAACAAAUGAAAUGAAAGCAAUUCAAGGGGAUCAUACAUCGUCCAAUUCAACUUUGAACAACCAGAGCUCGAACAUAAUAGGUAAUAAAAACCAAGAAAUCAAAGAAUCUACUAAAAUCGUGAAUGUUCUCCGUAAGAUACAAGUAAACCCUCCAUAAGAAGUGGCAAUACAAAACGGACCAGAAUAUGACAACAUCUAAAAAAGGAGGCCGCGUUUAACUUGCCUUUGUAGUUUGUUUACAUGAAUCCAAAUGAUGAUGAUGUUGCCAGAUGUUUUAUCUAUAUCAUAUUUUUGUAAAAUCAAGGAAAAUUUCAAGGGUAGUCGUUUCUUAAAUCGGGAACUAACAAUGUUAUCUUGUUGAAAAA